GUUCCCCAACAGCAGAAGUAACACUCCUCAUUACUAGUUUCGUUUAUCGGGAGGCGUGCCGCGUUCUCAUGGAAACGAGGCAUCCAGCACCGCCCUGAUUGCGUCAUCAAAGCGCGACACGAGGUGUUCGUUGUGCGUAGCAUGGCUGAAGCUGUGGAUUCUGUUAAAGAGGAUGGUCUUCUGCCCGUUGUUUCUUCCCCAUCUUCGGUUGAAUCUUCUGUUGUUGCUGUAGAAGUGGCGGAAAGACAGGAGAAAGAACCAGCCGAUAUCAAAGAGGAGGUACAGGUUGUAGAGAUUAAAUGCAAGGAAGCAUGUGAAUUUAUCCCAGAAGAGUUAGAGGACCCUACAUCACAGUCUAGUGCAGCCAAGAAAAUAAAAAUAGAGAUAAAGGAGAAAAAAGAAAAAAAACAUAAAGUUGAUGAAGAUGAGAUUCAAAAAAUGCAAAUCCUGGUUUCCUCUUUUUCUGAAGAACAGCUAAAUCGAUAUGAGAUGUAUCGACGAUCAGCUUUCCCUAAGGCUGCUAUUAAACGGCUGAUCCAGUCAAUUACUGGAACCUCUGUGUCUCAGAACGUUGUUAUUGCCAUGUCAGGAAUUUCUAAAGUCUUUGUUGGAGAAGUAGUUGAAGAGGCUUUAGAUGUAUGUGAGAAGUGGGGAGAAUCACCUCCUCUGCAACCCAAGCACUUGCGUGAAGCAGUCAGACGACUGAAAUCAAGAGCACAGAUUCCAAAUUCCAAAUAUAAAAAAAUUCUCUACCACUGAAGAGGAAGUGAAAAAAGUGUCUAGGUGGAAUGGAGAUGCUUUCAACUGAAAUGAAAAAGACUCCUGACAGUAUCUUCAGAUUACUUAAAGCCAUCAUGUUCUGCAUAGUUAAGAUGUUCCUUGUGCAAUAAUUCUGAGUUGCUAAUGACAAAAACUAUAUUGCAGGUAUAUUGGGCUGAAUAUGGAAACAUUUUCUAAAUAGGCAAAAUAAGAAAUAUUGAUGUAAUAAGAUUACACGGAGCUUCUGAAACAUGGUUUUGAGGUUUCUUUUAAAAGGAAAUAAAGGAGUUUUAAAAAGUGUUA
Messenger RNA from Candoia aspera, 1062 nucleotides. It is a transcript of the gene TAF11, whose product is annotated as TATA-box binding protein associated factor 11. The transcript is spliced from 5 exons. The record is from RefSeq and is a predicted model, not a curated record. The coding region runs from base 142 to 759 and encodes 205 amino acids. Gene Ontology annotation, cellular component: nucleus; transcription factor TFIID complex. NCBI's taxonomy places the organism in Eukaryota, Metazoa, Chordata, Lepidosauria, Squamata, Candoiidae. Gene Ontology annotation, molecular function: transcription coactivator activity; protein heterodimerization activity. Gene Ontology annotation, biological process: transcription initiation at RNA polymerase II promoter; RNA polymerase II preinitiation complex assembly.